Cariama cristata (Red-legged seriema) is the source of this 1654-nucleotide messenger RNA. It is a transcript of the gene LMBRD1, whose product is annotated as LMBR1 domain containing 1. The record is from RefSeq and is a predicted model, not a curated record. The transcript has 13 exons. Gene Ontology annotation, cellular component: vacuolar membrane. Gene Ontology annotation, biological process: protein localization to vacuole. NCBI's taxonomy places the organism in Eukaryota, Metazoa, Chordata, Aves, Cariamiformes, Cariamidae. The annotation marks the transcript as partial.
CUUUGUACUCCAUCAUACUGUUCUGCGUCUUUCUGUGGAUUCCCUUUGUCUAUUUCUAUUAUGAGGAGAAGGAAGAAGAUGACGGCCACACAUGCUCACAGGUUAAAACUGCACUUAAAUAUACUCUGGGAUUCAUCACAGUUUGUGCAGUUCUUCUCUUAAUUGGUGCUUUUGUUCCUUUGAAUAUUCCCAACAAGAAGAACUCCACAGAAUGGGAGAAAGUGAAGCUCCUGUUUGAAGAAUUUGGAAGUAGUCAUGGCUUGACUGCUCUCUCAUUUUCCAUUAGUUCCUUGACUGUGAUUGGAAUGUUGGCCGCUAUCACUUACACAGCUUAUGGCAUGUCAGCCUUGCCUCUAAACUUGAUUAAGGGAACUACCAGUGCAACCUAUGAACGUUUAGAGAACACUGAAGAUAUUGAAGAAGUGGAGCAACAUUUAUUAAGGAUUAAAUCAAAGUGCAGAGAUGGUCGACCUCUGUCAUCAAGGGAUAGGCGGGCUGUACAACAACUAGAAGAGAGACUAAGAACACUUCGAAGAAGAGAGAGGCACCUGGAAUCUAUUGAGAAAAGCUGGUGGACAAAGUUCUGUGAAGCUAUCCGACCUCUAAAGAUUGUGUGGGGAGUAUUCUUCAUCAUUGUGGCACUGCUCUUCACUGUCUCUCUGUUCUUGUCAAAUUUGGACAAAGCUCUGCAUUCGGCUGGCUUCGACUCAGGAUUUAUAAUUUUAGGAACUAAUCUGACCAAUCCGUUGAAUAUGCUGUUACCUGUUCUUCAAACAGUUUUUCCACUUGAUUAUAUUCUUAUUACAACUAUUGUUAUGUACUUCAUCUUCACUUCAAUGGCAGGGAUUCGAAAUAUGGGUAUAUGGUUCUUCUGGAUAAGGCUUUAUAAAAUCAGACGAGGAAAAACUCGACCUCAAGCACUCUUGUUUCUCUGUAUGAUACUUCUGUUGAUAGUUCUUCAUACAAGUUACAUGAUCUACAGUCUUGCCCCUCAGUAUGUAAUGUAUGGAAGCCAAAAAUACCUGGUACAGAGUAAUAAGACAAUUGAUGGCCAGCCAAGGAAUGUAACAUUUAUAUCUAAAGACUGUGAUGCAGAUGCACCUGAAGAUCAGUGUAUUGUUACUCGGACAUACCUCUUUCUUCAUAAAUUUUGGUUCUUCAGUGCUGCCUAUUACUUUGGGAACUGGGCAUUCAUUGCAGUCUUUUUAAUUGGAUUAAUUGUUUCAUGCUGCAAAGGCAAGAAAUCAGUCAUUGAAGGUGAAGUGGAUGAAGAUGAUUCAGACAUGAGUGAUGAUGAACUGUCUGUUUAUUACCGUUGAUAACCUUUUGCCUUCAAGAUGUAAAAAUGUUAUUUAAAGUUAUGUUGAAAGUCAUACCUAUGUGGAAUUAGUAUCCAAAUAAGGAUCCUUGCACCUGUAAAAAUAGAGGAAAUAAGUGUAUUCACUUAAAGGGGUAAAAAACUGAAUAUCACUUUGAGUAUCACUGUUAAUCAGAACAAAUAUUGAAGCUGAGUUUGAAUAAUAUAGAGAAAAUAUUGUUUUAUGAGUAAACGUAUAUGUACCUUUCUGAUGUAUAAUUUGAUGAACUAUUGUAACUAUUUCAUAGUUCAUGAUGCUUUUCUGUUAACUUAGGUUUUCUUAAAUACUUUCAUGCC